AAACACUUGUAACUAAUACUAAAGUUGUUGGUUUAUCUUGUUUGAGUUCUUAAACACCCUUUUAUUCUUUCUUUUUUCCUUGUUAGUGUUGUUUGAUGGUUAACUCUGUUGAGGUCCCAUGUGAUAGUAAAACCCGAAAUUGGAAGACAUGGGAACAUACGAACUUUAGUGUGGCAUGCAUAAAUGUUUAUGUGGGUCUGAAUCUUUACUCUUUGUUAAUAUUUUCUCAUGGAAGUUGUAUGGAGGGUAAGGGCUAGGGACACCAUUUCGAAGAUUUGAAUACUAAUUCUAUGACUGAGGAUAGUGAUAUAGAAUAAAGUUCAACACAGAUGAAGAAGCUUUUAUUUUUCAGAUCAUCCACAUCCAACAAUGGGAAUGACUCAAGUCCACCACUAUCAAAUGAUAAACAAUCUUACUUGGAGAACUCAUCUCAUGGUGGACGUAAAGCUAUUGACAAAGUCAAAACUAAAAAACAAGUAUCUGGAAAUCAGAAGUCCAGCAUCAGUCCAUCUCUUAGGAGAAGUCGUUCAUAUUCUUCAGGAAGUAUUCAUGAGGGUGGAUUAGGACAAACUGAUCUGUGUUUCAGUAAUUAUGAUAACGGGUCUCCUUGUCAUAGCAUCAUUUCACGAAAUCAGUCUGAUCUUCGCUCUUCGCGUUUUCAAACGCUUUCACCUGAAAGAAACUCUCAAGCUAAAUGGUUUAAAGAUGCAUCUCUUCAACAUUCACAUGUGUUUGAAAAGCCUGAUGGCAUUAUUUCUUCGAGAGCUAGCUUUGGUUCAUCAGAAAGCUCUUCAUACUGUUCCAGUAAUGUCUCAAGUAAAGUAUUAGAUCGUUACAUUGUCGGAGAACAGUUACAGGAAACCAGUGUUCCAAAGAACACUUGUCACCAGAAAAUCCGUGACGAAGAUAGAACUGGUGGUGGAAAACGUCCUCCACGGGUUAGUAUCCCAACUGAUGGUGUAAAUCAGAAACCAAGAUCUCAAUCUUUCAGAGAAACGAAGGAAUCCCACCAAUUCUUUUCAACAAAGGAUUGGGUGGAAACUGGAUUUGGGGAUGAAUCUCCUCGGAAACUUGCAAAGCAUGUAAUUGAAAGACUCUCUCAGGCCCGCCCUUUGCCUGCAGCAAGUUCCAGAAAGUUUGAUUCUGAUAUUCCAUUCACAGUUGAAGACAUAUAUGGCGGGGAGGAAAAUAGAUUCUCACGUUUAGACUCUGAUGGGGGUCAACAAAAGGAAAUUUCAAGCCUCGCCGAAAGGAAUGGUUUUUGUUAUGAGACCUUCAGAGAUCCGGAUUCUGCUGCUGCCGAACAGGAUUUAGAUAAAAAAUUACUUGCAAAAUUCGAACAGGCUGAGGAGCGGGCCAUGUUUCUUUCUGAAGAGCUCAAGCAAGAAAAUUUUUUGGGUGAUGGUAGAGUCAGCGUACAUGGACUGGUUCAAACUAUUAGAAGCUUAGCAGAGGAGAGGUCUAACAUGGCACUUGAGGUCGCGGCAGUCUUGAAAGACCGAGUUGCUGAGAAAGCCUCAUUCGCUGAAGAGCUCAGACUAGCUAAAUUGGAACUGGAUUCAAGGACACAGAAACUGGAGAAAGAGAAAAAUGAGCUGCAGUUCUCCUUGGAGAAAGAGUUAGAUAGAAGAUCAAGUGAGUGGUCAUCCAAGCUUGAGAAGUACCAGUCAGAAGAGCAUAGGCUGCGUGAGAGAGUUAGGGAGCUCGCAGAGCAGAAUGUCUCCCUCCAAAGAGAAGCCUCUUCUUUUAGGGAGAGGGAUACUCAUAGUAGAAACCAGAUCGUUUCGACUGAGGAACAGCUGCAGGACCUGACUACAAGUAUAGAGCAAGCAAGGGCUGAGAAUCAAAAGCUCCACAAAACUAUUUUCGAGAUGCAAGAAAAAUUCAGAGCAGCCAAGGAUGAUCGUGAUUGCAUUCAUAGGAGCUAUGAGGAGAAGGAGAAAGAAUGCAAAGACUUCCACAGAUCUGUUACUAGAAUGCUAAGAACCUGCAGUGAACAAGAGAAGACAAUUGAAGGUCUACGAGCGGGACUUAGGGAUGAAGUUGCAAAGCAAAGAUUUAUGGACAACCCUGAUAGUCAGAUAGCUAAUUUACAAAUGGAGCUGAUGAGGUUGACAGGUGUUGAACAAAAUUUAAGAAAGGAGGUUGAAUCUUAUAGGUAUGAAAUUGAUUCUCUUCGACAUGAGAAUAUAAAUUUGUUGCAUCGUCUAAAGGGAGGCAGGAAUGUGAACGGAUCAACUUUCAAGCUGGAUCAGGAACUAUUUGACUGUGUGUGCUAUAUGCAAAAUAAGACGCCAACAUUUCUCAACGAGUGCAUUCAGCUUUGUGCUAAACUGCUUCAGCAUAUAAAAGAGAAAUCUGGACUGUCUUCUCAUGUCAAGCACGGAACUGAAGUCAUCGAGAAUGGUGUAGAUGCACAAUUUAUCGUUGACUCUGAUGUGAGAAUCCAGGGUUUCAAGCGUGGAGCUGAGAACCUAAUACAAAGCUUACGUAGUGUAUCUUCUGUCUUGCAAGAAAAAGCGACUACUAAGGAAUCUCAGCAAGAUAGCUUCCAAAAAGAAUUGUCCCACCGAAGUGAUCAGAACUUGGAGGAUAACCUUAGAUCGGAACUCAGAGCAGAAGUUUUAUUAACAAGGUUAUUGCGUGAAAGGUUAUACUCCAAGGAGCUUGAUAUCGAGCAACUUCAAGCUGAGCAAGCAGCAUGUGUUAGAGGUAACGAUAUUCUUCAAUGUGAAGUGCAAAAUGCACUAGAUACAGUCUCCUGUGUAACACACAAGAUGAAAGACCUUGAACUUCAGAUGAUUAACAAGGAUGAAAAUAUAAACCGGCUUCAACAUGAUCUUCAAGAAUGCAGAAAGGAACUGACAAUUGUAAGGGGAAUUUUGCCGAAAGUAUCUGAAGAGAGGGAUCUAAUGUGGGACAAAGUGAAACAAUACAGUGAGAAUAACAUGUUAUUAAAUUCUGAAGUUAAUGAUUUAAAAAAGAAAGUGGAGAACCUUGAUGAAGAAAUACUCCUCAAGGAAGGACAAAUCACAAUCCUAAAAGAUAGCAUGGGUAAGCCUUUCGACCUUCUUGCAAGUCCAGAUUUAGACCGAGAGUUUUUGCUGGAAUAAUGAUCAGUUUAAACUAGAGUUCUCAUUCAACAGCUACUGUUUAAAUUUGUUGGUUUGUUUUGCCUUUUGACAUUCCCUUUUUAUGGUUACUCAGAUGACUCCAUUUGUCGAUUACUAGAUUAUAGUAGACAUGAGAGAUAUAGCAUGAUUUUGUAACCACCCAAGCAUUUAGCAGAUUGGUGUGAAUUCUUUUUCGCAAUUGUGUAAGAAAGUAUCUCAUGUAUAUACACAGCUUUUUGUA
Molecule: messenger RNA, 3354 nt
Organism: Daucus carota subsp. sativus
Lineage: Eukaryota; Viridiplantae; Streptophyta; Magnoliopsida; Apiales; Apiaceae
Exons: 5
Coding region: 330-3113 (927 amino acids)
Source: RefSeq, a predicted model, not a curated record